UCAGCCGUCAACAUGGCCAAAGCAACGACUGUGAAGGAGGCACUGGCCAAAUGGGAGGAAAAGUCAGGAGAGAAAGUGAACGAGGCUAAGGCAAUAAAACUGUAUGGUCAGGUUCCUCCUAUAGAGAAGAUGGAUGCUUCUCUCUCCACGCUCACCAACUGCGAAAAGCUGUCUCUGUCCACAAACUGUAUUGAGAAAAUAACCAAUCUCAAUGGCCUGAAGAACCUGAGAAUAUUGUCAUUAGGAAGAAAUAAUAUAAAGGCGCUCACAGGGCUGGAGGCAGUAGGGGACACAUUAGAAGAGUUGUGGAUCUCCUAUAACUUGAUAGAGAAACUGAAAGGAAUCCAGUGCAUGAGGAAGCUGAAAGUCCUCUACAUGUCCAACAACCUGGUGAAAGAAUGGGGAGAGUUUGUGAGGUUGGCUGACCUACCAUGCCUCGCAGACCUGGUGUUUGUUGGAAAUCCUCUAGAGGAGAAGCAUUCAGCAGAAGGAACGUGGAUGAAUGAAGCCUCUAAAAGACUUCCUAAGCUGAAGAAACUGGAUGGAACCCCAGUCAUCAAACAGGAAGAGGACGAAGGAGAUGGAGAGAGCUGAGAAGCAUGACUAUCACAAUGCCCUUCCCUGACAGUCUUCCCUUUUUUAAGUUUUGUAUGGUUUUAUCAGAUUGCUUUUCUUUAUAUAAAAUAUGAUUUUUUACAUCCACACAGACUUUGUUGUAGAUCAACAAGCACAAAAUAACCAACAAAUACACAGAAUGUGUAUAUUUUAGAGUUGAAAAAAGUCUGUUAAACGAUACGAUACAUCAGGCCUUGUGGGUUUGGGACCAGAACAAAGUUUUGCCAAGACCCUGUUGAGUUGAACUACAGGAUAAGCACAUUUCCUAAUGCUGUUUACAGCAUUCUGAUUUUUUUUUUUUUUUUUUUUACUAUGUAUGUAUGUAAUGUGAAGGUUAUUGAAGCUGAUGCUAUUGUGUUUUUAUAGUGUCCUUGAUUUUCUAUGCCUCUAAAGUUCUUUCAACAAGAGCUAAAGCACAGUGUAGCACACAGACCAGAGAACAGAGACGUUUGUGUGGACCAGAUGUUGAUCUGGUAAUACCAUUAACUCCAUGUCGCUGGACCUUCUCUAGCCUAAUAGAAGUUGGCUGUAAAUACCUGACACCGGUCUCAGUCCAUAACAUCACCAUGGAGAGAUGGCCAAAUACAGAUAAAGACUAGCUGGAUUAUGCUACAGUUACAUCACACUGGACCAAGCAGUCUACUGAUGGUAACAAAGAGUGACUUAGAGUGGUACAUUUUAAUGUCAGCCACAAAUGAAAAAUCCAGCAGAUAGUUGCCAUGGUACUCAAACAGCAGACUGUUUUUCCUGGUUGUUAUCAGAAUUCAGGAUUUGCUCAAAUCGGGGUCUGUUACCAAACCAACUUCUCAGGUACCAGUAGCAUUAAGACAGGAGGUGUAGUUUAUGUGUACUGUCCUUCUCAUGGGACAUGAAAGGACCAUCUCUAGCCACACUGAAACAGGCUUUGGGCAGGACUGUGAAGCCAAUAAGAGUGAGAGACCAAAGACAGUUCUGAGAGAUCUUCCUGGCUACAUAACACUGAGGUCAUGUAGUUUAUGUCUAAACUUGGUUAUA
This is a messenger RNA of Toxotes jaculatrix (banded archerfish), 1629 nucleotides long. It is a transcript of the gene dnal1, whose product is annotated as dynein, axonemal, light chain 1. Bases 13 to 594 code for a protein of 193 amino acids. The transcript has 8 exons. Gene Ontology annotation, molecular function: protein kinase binding. The record is from RefSeq and is a predicted model, not a curated record. Gene Ontology annotation, cellular component: cytoplasm. NCBI's taxonomy places the organism in Eukaryota, Metazoa, Chordata, Actinopteri, Toxotidae.